Molecule: messenger RNA, 1365 nt
Organism: Auxenochlorella protothecoides
Lineage: Eukaryota; Viridiplantae; Chlorophyta; Trebouxiophyceae; Chlorellales; Chlorellaceae
Product: putative acetyl-CoA acetyltransferase, cytosolic 2
Exons: 3
Coding region: 1-1365 (454 amino acids)
Biological process (GO): fatty acid beta-oxidation
Molecular function (GO): acetyl-CoA C-acetyltransferase activity
Source: RefSeq, a predicted model, not a curated record
AUGGACAGGGCGCUGUCCAGGCUCACCACCCUGGGCCUGCACCUGGAGCCCGCGAAGCCGGAGACACAUCUGAACGGCAUAGCCUGCCAACAGACCUCCGGCAUGAGCACCGGGGCCGGGUCCAAGCGGGCGAGGGGGACACCUGGGGACGCCCUCGACGACACCGCGGUGUACAUCGUGGGGGUGGCGCGCACCCCCCUGGGAUCCUUCCAGGGUGGCCUAUCCAGCCUGUCGGCCACCGAUCUAGGGGGCAUCGCCAUCCGCGCCGCCCUGGAGCGGGCGGGGGUGAGCCCCAACGACGUGGACGAGGUGUACAUGGGCAACGUGUGCAGUGCCAACCUGGGGCAGGCCCCAGCGCGCCAGGCGGCCCUCAAGGCGGGCUUGCCCUUCUCCGCCGACUGCACCACGGUGAACAAGGUGUGCAGCUCCGGGAUGAAGGCGCUGACCAUCGCCGCCGCCAGCCUGCAGCUGGGCGUGGCCCAGGUGGCGGUGGCCGGGGGCAUGGAGUCGAUGAGCAACAUCCCCUACUACGUGCCCUCCGCGCGCGGCGGCGCGCGCCUGGGCCACGCCCAGCUCGUGGACGGCAUGGUGGCCGACGGGCUGUGGGACCCGCACCACGACAUCCACAUGGGCGAGUGCGCGGAGCUGUGCGCCGAGGAGCACGGCAUCACGCGCGCCGAGCAGGACGCGCACGCGCUGGAGAGCGCGGCCCGGGCGCGCCGCGCGCAGGCCGGCGGCGUCACCGCCUGGGAGGUGGUGCCCGUGGAGGUGAAGACGCGGCGCGGGACAGCGGUCGUCUCGCAGGACGAGGCCCUGGCCAAGAUGGACCCCGAGAAGCUGGUGCGGCUGCGCCCCUCCUUCCGGCCCGAGGGCCCCGACGCGGCGCCAGGCACGAUCACGGCCGGCAACGCCUCGCCGCUGACCGACGGCGCGGCGGCGCUGGUGCUGGCCUCCGGCGCGGCGGUCGCCCGCCUGGGCCUGCGCCCGCUGGCCCAGCUGCUGGGCAGCGCCGACGCGGCGCGGGAGCCGCGCGAGUACACCACGGCGCCCUCGGCCUCGUUGCCCAAGGCACUGGCGCGCGCCGGGGUCGCCGCCGCCGACGUGGACGCCUGGGAGAUCAACGAGGCCUUCUCCGUGGUGGACCUGGUCAACCGCCGGCUGCUGGGCCUGGACCCGGAGCGCGUGAAUGCGCUGGGCGGCGCCGUGGCCCUGGGCCACCCCAUCGGCUGCUCCGGCGCGCGCGUCGUGGUCACGCUGAUCAACGCGCUGCGCAGCCGCGGCGGCACCCUGGGCGCGGCCGGCAUCUGCAACGGCGGCGGCGGGUCCACUGCCGUCGUCCUGCGCCUGAUGCCUCAGGCGGAGUGA